AUGCCAUUCCCUUUUGUCUAUGUCUGUGAUCUCCUUGAAGACCUGGCUCGUCUGUCUAACCGCGAGUCUCCCCUGCUGCCGAAAGUUUUCCAUCAUGCCGCAACCGAAACCACUCUGAAGUGGCUCAAGCUGCAUCGCAGUCGCUUGGAUGCUGCUGCCACGGAUGAUGAUGCCGUGAUCCUGACUUUGCAGCCAGAGAAGAGGACUGACCGAGUCUACGAGGGGCUGGAUUCCUUCGGGUUGGAGCAGGUCAUUGCAAGGGUAUUGAAUCUUCCAAGACGUCAUUUCCAGGACUUGCAGAGAUGGCGGCAUGAACCCGCCAAGGGAGAUCUCGCAACGUGUGUGGAGCGGGUAAUGAAAAAUAUGGCUGCUGAGAACCAACGUAUAGCCACCAGUGCUCAGGCAAGCGCGGUGACUGUCGAGCAAAUUGAUCAAUCCCUGCUCCGGAUUGCUUCCCAUAGCAGUGGCUCCUCUGCAGAAGUUAGGUCUUUGGCCUUGGAAGACGAGGACUGCGAUGCGAUAGAGAUUCUGGGAAAUUUUUAUCGACGUCUAACGUCCAGAGAGGCCAAGUGGUUGACUCGUCUGAUCCUGAAGGACUACGGCCCUGGGAUAAAAUUCCCGGAUAGUUUGAUAUGCAAAGCGAAUCAUUCUUUUCUCCCACGGUGCGUCCAAGUCCGCGCUGAGUUUUCAAGUUCGAUACCACCAUCCCUUCGUCGAGAUGGCCCAGGGUCGCUGCGACUGGCAGACGCUGCAAAGUCUACCAGUAAUCUUCUACCGACCCCACCCGCUACGGCUCCAGAGCCGGUGCACUCCACCUCCCAUAAAGUUGCUCUUGGAACUCGUCUGCUUCGUUCACCAAGUACGAAGACACAGGUGUCGAUAUCACCGACAGAACGAACCACUGAUCAUGGGAGUCCCACUCGUCGUUCGAAACCCUCUGAGCUAAGAUUGAGCCCACCGAUAUUUAAUGGGGGUAGAAGUAAAUGUCAGCUGAGUGAACAAACAUGCCCACUCGCCAAUUGCCUUUUCAUCCUCGCACCAUGCAUAGCAACCACCCCGUGGCUGACUGAGAACCUGCUCCCCUGGCAUGGGUCUUGCUUUAUCACCUCUCUACAAGCUCUCUCCAGUCCAAACUUACCAAGACGAUGUCCUCAAACCGGUAAGAAAUACAGAAAGAUAGCUCUCGUCGAACCAAAUAGGCCGGAGCAGACAAUUGAGUUCUUGAAAAUGAUCGGCCGUCUCAACUUGACAAGAUCCCGUGGGAAGAAGCAAUGGGUUGAGGUCUAUGAUUGGCGCAUCUUAGAAUGCAUUGCAAAGAUUGAUCGAGGAAAGAAGCUGGACUAUAAUCCUUGGCGUCGAUGUUGGAUGGGUGCUGUGUAG
This is a messenger RNA of Amorphotheca resinae ATCC 22711, 1380 nucleotides long. RefSeq lists its product as hypothetical. Gene Ontology annotation, cellular component: DNA ligase IV complex. Gene Ontology annotation, biological process: DNA recombination; nucleotide-excision repair, DNA gap filling; double-strand break repair via nonhomologous end joining. The transcript has 2 exons. The coding region runs from base 1 to 1380 and encodes 459 amino acids. Gene Ontology annotation, molecular function: DNA binding; ATP binding; DNA ligase (ATP) activity. Lineage: Eukaryota; Fungi; Ascomycota; Leotiomycetes; Helotiales; Amorphothecaceae. The record is from RefSeq and is a predicted model, not a curated record.